Molecule: messenger RNA, 598 nt
Organism: Hibiscus syriacus
Lineage: Eukaryota; Viridiplantae; Streptophyta; Magnoliopsida; Malvales; Malvaceae
Product: RING-H2 finger protein ATL74-like
Exons: 1
Coding region: 77-598 (173 amino acids)
Source: RefSeq, a predicted model, not a curated record
UGAAACACUUGUUCUACUCUAAACCAAACUUGCUCGGCUUCUGGUUUUUGUUUUUUGUGUUUUUUCCGUCUCUAACAUGUUACCAGCAACUGUGUAUAUGAAUUAUCGGCGGUUGCUUGAGACACAAGUGAGCAUGGCAGUAGCACCAGCAAGUGGGAACAAAACUCAUGACCAUAAUUCCUACAUUAGCCAGACCAAGCAGGUGGUGGUUCUUUUAUGUGUCGUGAUGUUUGCCAUGGGGUUGAACUCAAUAGUCCAAUUCGUGCUACGUUGCAGACGUAGGGAGAGUCCGGCGACCACGACCGGACUCAAAAAACGAGAUUUGGAACGAAUUCCAGUGGCUGUUUAUGGGACAGGCGUGAGGUUUACGUCCGGCGAGUGUCCCAUUUGCCUUGGAGAGUUCCUGGAUGGGGAUAAGGUUAAAGUACUGCCAAAAUGUAAGCAUGGGUUCCAUGUGAGGUGCAUAGACAAAUGGCUGCUGUCACGCUCUUCCUGCCCCAAUUGUCGCCAUUCCUUGCUUCAACAUAAGACAGGAAAUAAGGAUGUCAUUCCUCGGCCAGCCACAGACAAUGGCAACGUAGGUCAAGAGGGAAGUUGA